AUAUUAGAGGUACAAAAAACGUCUUUCUUGUAGGUAUAACAUUAUUAAGGUGACUAUACGUCCCACUUUCGGACUGUGUCCUACUGUUCCUGACAAAAGCCUGGCGACAUAAAAAUGUCCCUCUUUUCGGUCGUGGUGUCUCCAAGAAAAAGCAUGCAACCCCCCCUCUCCUCCCCCGCUCUUCAAACUUCUAAUCCUCGGCCAUCAAUGCAAAAAAUGAAGUGCGUUUACACAUUGUGAUUAAAUUUUAUUAUUGUAAACAAAAAUAGCAAAAUGUGUGCCUUUUGUGGUAGGUAUUAGACCCCGAUAUGGAAG
This is a messenger RNA of Acanthoscelides obtectus, 315 nucleotides long. Lineage: Eukaryota; Metazoa; Arthropoda; Insecta; Coleoptera; Chrysomelidae. The record is from the annotation of a GenBank genome assembly.